UUUUGAAUUGUCACUGUCAAUAAUGUCAAAAUCCGGUCGAAUUGUAGUUCCAAUUAUAUUUUUAUAGCUUGCUUUUUCACACGAGUGUUUUAGAAUAAUGACCUACUAAAAACAUUUUUGUAAAUAUUUUUUAUCAGUAAAUAAAUCGAAGAGAUGAAAUGUGAACAAAUGCAAUUACUUAGUUGCUUUCAGAAAUGAUAAGACAAUCUUUAAAAUUUCGAAAGACUGUAACAAUCGUUUGUGUUUUAUCUUUACUUAUUUUUAUAUUUCUUAUUCUUAGGCAAGACAAAAUAAGUAAAAAAAUAAAUGACAGGCCACACCAAAGAGUAGAAAAUGAAUUCCAGGACAUAGCAUACAGAGAUUUUAAUCAUAUUAUGCCAAAGAGAAAUGACUACAAUCAGCAUAAUUUAAAAGACAUGGAAACUAAUAACAAAGGUGUUGAUAAUUCAAAACAAGAGCUUCAAGAAGCUAAAGCUCGAAUAGAAGUAUUGGAAAAAAAAUUAGCCAUUUUAGAGGGCAGAAUACCGCAGAAAUAUCCUGAAGUCAAAUAUCUUGGAUACAAAGAACGAAAGAGAAUUGUGGUCACAGGAGGUGCAGGAUUUGUUGGAUCCCACCUUGUAGAUGUUCUUAUGACUCAAGGUCAUGAAGUCAUAGUUGUUGAUAACUUCUUCACUGGUCGGAAGAGAAAUGUCGAACAUUGGUUUGGACACAGGAACUUUGAAAUGAUUCAUCAUGACAUAGUCAAUCCAUUGUAUAUAGAGGCAGAUGAAAUAUAUCACUUAGCUAGUCCAGCGAGUCCACCUCAUUACAUGCAAAAUCCAGUAAAGACAAUCAAAACAAAUACCUUGGGAACCAUAAAUAUGCUUGGUUUAGCAAGGAGAGUGGGAGCAAAGAUUUUAAUAGCAAGCACAUCAGAGGUCUACGGAGAUCCAAUGGUACAUCCCCAGCCAGAAUCUUACUGGGGACAUGUCAACCCUAUAGGCCCGCGAGCAUGUUAUGAUGAAGGCAAGCGAGUCGCAGAAACAUUAGCGUAUUCAUAUGCUAAGCAGGAGAAGGUGUCCGUACGAGUUGCUAGAAUCUUUAAUACAUAUGGACCAAGAAUGCAUGCGUCAGACGGACGUGUUGUUUCCAAUUUUAUUAUGCAAGCUAUACAAAAUUUAACUAUAACAGUUUAUGGAAAUGGAAAACAAACGCGAUCUUUUUGUUAUGUCUCAGAUCUAGUAGAUGGUCUAUUAGCCCUUAUGGCUUCUAGCUAUACGUUACCAGUAAAUCUAGGAAAUCCAGUAGAACAUACUAUAGAAGAAUUUGCUCUUAUAAUAAAGAAUCUAGUCCCCGGAUGUCGUAGUACAGUAGCUACUGGCGCUGCCGUGGAAGAUGACCCGCAGCGUCGGCGUCCUGACAUUACCGUUGCUGAAACACAAUUGAAUUGGGCUCCAAAGGUAUCAUUACAAGACGGGCUGCAAAGAACGAUAGAUUACUUUAAAGAAGAAUUAUCAAGGACAACAUUUUACAACAACCAGACAUACAUGGAUGUGAAAGUAAAGAGCCCGCAUUGAAAAUUAACAAUAGAUAUCCUCGAUGAAUGUGAUAUUAGCAUUAUUGUUGGUACUGUAGGUACUAUUUUCAAUAAUAUUUAGUGCUGAAAAUCUCUUUGUUAAUAUUGAAGCGUGGUUGUAUAAUAAAAAAUAAUAUUAAUUACUGACAAUAGAUACAUGAGAAAAAAAAUCUAAAACUCUACAUAGAUUUAGCACAGCAGAAAAUUAUAAAAGCUAUAUGAAUUAACAUUAGACUGUUUCUCAAUCUCAACUGCUCUCUGCAUCUAUAAUAACAAAUCUUUUCGAUAAUUAUUUACAUUCUAUUUAUCAUAGAAAUUUUCUGCAUUUGUUUGUAUUGUUAUACUAUAAUAUUAAUAUAUUGGCACAUAAUCCAAUUAAAAUCUUAGUUGUCAGAUUGCUUUCAGUGGACUUUUAAUUUAAAUUUAUAAGAAAACCGUGCGUAUUUCAUACUUCCUUACUUUACUUAUUUUUUUAUUAGUUUCACAGCCAUCUUAGUACCUAAUUUUUUCGAGAUAUAUGUUUUGAUAAUGUUAAAAUAUGAGUGCAUUUUGUUUAUAAUUUAUCACAGUAUUUUUAUUAAUGUUCACAUAGGUUAUGUGUUCAAAUUUCUGAAUAAAAAUUUGCUGUUGUUAAA
This is a messenger RNA of Melitaea cinxia (Glanville fritillary), 2190 nucleotides long. RefSeq names its product UDP-glucuronic acid decarboxylase 1 (gene Uxs). The record is from RefSeq and is a predicted model, not a curated record. Gene Ontology annotation, cellular component: cytoplasm. The coding region runs from base 195 to 1556 and encodes 453 amino acids. Gene Ontology annotation, molecular function: UDP-glucuronate decarboxylase activity; NAD+ binding. Lineage: Eukaryota; Metazoa; Arthropoda; Insecta; Lepidoptera; Nymphalidae. Gene Ontology annotation, biological process: D-xylose metabolic process. The transcript is spliced from 9 exons.